AUGGGUGACUUUCACCACACUUGGUUGAAGGCACGCAAAGUGUUUGUAAGAAUGCUUAGCAGUGAAGGCGGGGCCAGCGUGGGCUGUGAUACCCUGCUGGACGCCUCGGACCUCGCCAAGCGCCUCUGCAAGCUCAUCAUCUCCUGCCGGAAGGCCUCGGCCCUCGAGCACGAGCUCGACCACAGCGGCAUCCGCGUCACGCCCGAGGUCGCGGAGCGCGUCCUUGAGCGCCUCGACAACGCCGGCAUGCUCGCAUACCGCUUCUUCGAGUGGACGCGCAGGCAGAAGCGCGGCGGGUGUGCCCAUACCGUGCGUUCCUACCACACGGUGGUCGCGUCCCUAGCCAAGAUCAGGCAGUACCAACUCAUGUGGGACGUCGUGGCCGUCAUGCGCAAGGAGGGUGCGGCCAAUGUUGAAACGUUCGGCAUCAUCAUGCGCAAAUAUGCCCGGGCGCAGAAGAUCGAUGAGGCAGUUUACACGUUCAACAUCAUGGAGAGGUAUGGUGUUGCCCACAACCUCGCUGCCUUCAACAGCUUGCUUGGUGCACUGUGCAAGUCUAAGAACGUGCGCAAGGCGCAGGAGAUCUUUGACAAGAUGAAUAAUCGGUUCAGUCCUGAUGCCAAGACCUAUAGCAUCUUGCUUGAGGGUUGGGGGAGAGCACCCAACCUCCCAAAGAUGCGGGAGGUUUACAGCGAUAUGCUUGCCGCUGGUUGCCAACCUGACAUUGUCACAUAUGGUAUCAUGGUCGAUGCACUCUGCAAGACAGGCCGAGUCGAAGAGGCUGUCUGUGUCGUGCAGGACAUGAGCUCCAGGGGAUGCCAGCCGACAACCUUCAUAUACAGCGUCUUAGUGCAUACUUAUGGAGUUGAUAUGAGGAUUGAGGAUGCUGUUGCAACAUUUUUGGAUAUGGAGAAGGAUGGGAUUGUGCCUGAUGUUGUUGUGUACAAUGCGCUCGUCACUGCCUUCUGCAAAGUGAAAAAGUUUGACAAUGCCUUCAGAGUCAUGGAUGACAUGGAAGGCCAUGGAAUCUCCCCCAAUUCAAGGACCUGGAACAUCAUCCUAAAUACUUUGAUUAGCCUUGGAAAGGAUGAUGAGGCAUAUAGGGUCUUCCGCAGCAUGAUUAAGCGCUGCAAACCAGACUCUGAUACUUACACCAUGAUGAUAAAGAUGUUCUGUGAGAAUGAUAAGAUAGAGAUGGCACUGAAGGUAUGGAAGUAUAUGCGGUUGAAGCAGUUCUUGCCGAGCAUGCACACAUUCUCCGUGCUGAUCAAUGGUCUCUGUGACAAGGGUGACGUUAGCCAAGCUUGUGUCCUGCUUGAAGAUAUGAUAGAGAAGGGCAUUAGACCUCCUGGUUCAACUUUUGGCAAACUGAGGCAGCUACUUUUGAAAGAAGGAAGGAAGGAUGUGCUUGACUUUCUUGUCGAGAAAAUGAAGAUCCUCAUUCAAGAACCUUUGUUUGAUUGA
This is a messenger RNA of Miscanthus lutarioriparius, 1464 nucleotides long. The record is from the annotation of a GenBank genome assembly. Lineage: Eukaryota; Viridiplantae; Streptophyta; Magnoliopsida; Poales; Poaceae.